Messenger RNA from Topomyia yanbarensis, 2286 nucleotides. RefSeq lists its product as uncharacterized. The transcript has 2 exons. Gene Ontology annotation, molecular function: nucleic acid binding. The record is from RefSeq and is a predicted model, not a curated record. The coding region runs from base 1 to 2286 and encodes 761 amino acids. Gene Ontology annotation, biological process: DNA integration. NCBI's taxonomy places the organism in Eukaryota, Metazoa, Arthropoda, Insecta, Diptera, Culicidae.
AUGGGUAGCGUUUAUCUGCCGUUUUGUUUUAACGACAAAACAAAGGUUCUGGAAACGACUAUUGUAGACGAUCUUCCAGUCGAAUGUGUUGCCGGUAUGGAUUUUUUUGAAGUAUUCAAAAUUCACAUUUCCAUGAAUGAAACUCGCAUUCUUCAAAUAAAUGCAGAGGAAUCCCCCGAAUAUACUUCGUCCUGUUUCGUCGAGCUUAGCUCCGAACAGCAAAAUGAAAUUGACAGAAUAAAAAAACUUUAUAAGCCAGCUAUGUCCGAUCAGCUCGAGGUUACCUCGCUGACCCAACACUCUAUAGAACUUAAAGCCGAAUUCAAAGACAUCCGAGUGAACCCCUUCCCCUAUUCAACUUCCAUCCACAAAGCGCUGAACGAAAAGAUAGAUCGGCUACUCUCUUUCGGAAUAAUUGAAGAGUCAAUGUCAGACUGGGCGCUCAAUGCGGUCCCGAUUAAAAAGCCGAAUGGAUCGAUUCGGUUGUGUCUCGAUGCGCGCAAACUGAACGCGCGAACGAAACGGGAUGCGUAUCCACUUGCCCAUGUUGGGAGAAUACUGGGACGUCUGGGGAAAACUCGUUACCUUAGCACCAUCGAUCUCAAAGAUGCAUUUCUCCAGAUACCGUUAUGUUCAAACUCCAAGCCACUGGCAGCCUUUUGCAUCCAAGGGCGAGGCAUGUUUCAGUAUACGCGCCUUCCCUUUGGUCUUACCAAUAGCCCGGCCACAUUGUCUCGGCUCAUGGACAAGAUUUUGGGGGGAGGAGCGUUAGAACCUAAUGUGUUCGUGUACCUGGAUGACAUAAUUGUUGCCAGUGAUAGCUUUGGGGAACAUAUUCGACUUUUGGAGGAAGUCGCCAAGAGAUUGAGAGAUGCCAAUCUUUCGAUUAAUAUUACUAAGUCGCAAUUCUGUAGAUCUCAAGUCCCGUUUCUCGGAUACUUAUUAUCUUGUGACGGUCUGAGACCCGAUCCAUCAAAAGUCCAGGGUAUUUUAGAUUUCGAAGCUCCUAAAACUGUCCGACAGGUUCGUCGUUUCCUUGGGAUGAUAAAUUAUUAUCGUCGCUUUAUUUCCGACUUUAGCGCAAUCACUGCGCCUGUUUCUGACCUGCUAACCGGUAAACCGAAAGUGGUUCGAUGGACCAAGGAAGCUGACGCCGCCUUUAAGGAAAUUAAGGAACGAUUGAUAACUGCACCGAUUUUGUCAAACCCUUAUUUUGAACAGGAGUUUGUUCUGCAAACCGAUAUUCAGGAAGAACCUGAGCGCUUCUCGGACUUCAGGUUGGAGGACGGUCAGUUAUGGAAAUACGUUCCGGUCGACGAGGAACCAUACGACGUUCGGUUCGAAUGGAAAAUGGCACCACCGCCGGAAAACCGCAGGAGGAUAAUUGAGGAAGAGCAUGAAGGAUGCUUUCAUCUGGGCGUCGAGAAGACUCUAUCCCGAUUGCAGUUGCGUUAUUAUUGGCCCCAUAUGGCGUCUGAAACUCGAAAGUUCAUCCAGAAGUGCACAGUUUGCAAAGAGAGCAAACCAGCAGUAGUUCCAACGAUACCGAUGAUGGGGAAGCAAAAACUAGCCGAUCACCCCUGGCAAAUAAUUGCUAUGGACUAUGUGGGUCCGUUACCCAAAAGUCGGGCAGGAUUCAUGUAUAUUUUGGUUAUUCAAGACUUGUUCAGCAAGUGGUGUCAGAUACACCCUAUGCGACGGAUCGAAUCAGGUAGCCUUUGCAAGACUCUUUGCGAAGGUUGGUUUCUUCGAAAUGCUAUACCAGAAAUAGUUUUAACCGACAACGCUACGACGUUCCUUUCGAAGGAAUUUAAGGCCUUGUUAAAUCGGUUUGACGUGAAACAUUGGACCACUUCCAGGCACCACAGCCAAGGAAAUCCAGUGGAACGCUUAAACCGCUCUAUCAACGCGGCGAUAAGGACCUACUGUCAGAAGGAUCAACGUUGUUGGGAUACCUACAUAGUGGAUAUCGAGCACGUAUUUAACAACACGGUACACUCGGCUACCGGAUUAUCGCCAUUCUUCGUCACGCGACACUACGAAAUCGCUACUUCCGGCGAAGACCACCUACGAAGGCGAAAGAAAGAAGAUUACUUACCGGAACAACGUGCAGAUUCACACAAACCAAUAAGUGAUAAUAAAAUAUACGACAUUGUUAAGAAGAACCUAUUGAAAGCAUAUGAAACUAGCUCCCGUCGAUAUAACCUUCGCAAGCGAUCCAGACCUGAAGAGUUCAAAGUUGGACAACAAAUUUAUCGAAAAAUCAAACGCGGGGGAAUAUUAUAA